UCCUGUGCAAAGUGUGACAUCAUGAUAUUGGAACUUGGAAGGAUAAAAUUCAUGCGGUCCAUGCAUCAGGGACUCUAAGUGAAGACCGAGAAAUCGUGGAUCACUUCGAUCUGAGGGCCAGUGCCAUCACGGCGAAUUUAAGUUUACUGUCGGAUCUAUGCAGGCUGUUUUAGUUGCUAUUCCUGUGUUCCAUCACGUACUACCGUGGUUCAUGAAUUUCUAGAACAAUCAAACUGGGCGCCUGUCCGAGGAACGAACGAUUGCUAAACAACUACUGUACAAGCAUAACGGCAACGCUGAACGCUUCCUUAUCAGCGUCACAGCUCGGAAAAAAUGUCCUCAUCAGCUGAGUUUGAAGUGAUAGAAGACGACAGGGAUGGUGAAAUAUCCCAGCCUGAGGUUUCUGAAGAUAAACGCUGCGCAAAUAACACGAAUGGUAUGGAUGAAGAAGUCAGCGUCGUGGAAAUCAGCCCCUCGUCCUGUAUGGCAGCCGACAGCGCUAUUGUGUCCAUUGGAGAAACCCUGGAUGGACGUCGGCGUCCCAAAGGAAGCCGCUCAGUUAAUCGUACCGACCAAUCAGCGAUCGAAGAUUGUGCGGAAAGGGUGCUCGAGAAACCGGCGGAUAACCUGAUGGGCUUAAAUGAAAGCGAUGACGAACAACCAGAUCACCCUACCGGCGGUCAAUCCCGUGCACUGAUGCCACACCCACUCGGUAUUGUCAAUCUUGAUCUGCCGGCUUCCCACCAGAAUUGUUUCAUUACCGAAAAGAAGCAGCUUUUGACAUCCUGCGCACUCAUAAAGUACUGAUUCUGGGCGAGAUCUCUGCGGAACUGAUGGCCGAAAUGCGCAAAGUGGCCAAUGUGUACGUGCUGCAGUCCAGCGAACCGGCACGACAGGAUGAUCCUGAUGAGUGGAGCCAUGCGUUGGCAGCGUUUUUCAGCCUGAUGGACCAGGCGAUGCAUUCUGGUGUGAAGGAACAGUGGUUGUUUGUGUUCGUCGAUCCGUGUAUGGGGGGUCAUGGCGCCACGCCCGGCGUUGAUGCGGAGCAGGCGUCGCGAAAUCUGCUGCAGCACUAUCAACAUGGGCAGUUGAUUUGCGAGAACAUCCUGGCGUUGGAUCAGCGCGAGAUCCAUGUGCCCACAGCCAAGUCACUGCUGGAUACGGAACCGAGUGAGAAGGCCAAGAAGCGCGGGAAUGCUGAGUUUCCGUGCCCACUGGCGGCCAAAAAGAACUGCAGCGAGGAAAAAGAACUACAUCGGUGGAAGUGUUCCAAGUGCAGCCAGGCCCUGGAAUACGGGUUUGAUGGGUAUUUGUAUUGCGACUGUGGAAAAGCGCCAGCUGAUUCCUUCGUAUUCAACUGUGGGAAAACGCGGCAUGGGCGGGACUAUGUUGGUUUCGGUGAUGUGAAGGCGGUGCUGAAAACCGUGAAGCCCUUCAAGGAAAUCAAUAUUCUGAUUCUUGGUGAGACCGGUGUGGGAAAAUCGACAUGGAUCAACGGUUUCGUCAACUUUCUCACCUACGCCACCCUGGACGAAGCUCUAGCCGAACCGGUGUAUUUGAUUCCAGCCCAGUUUACUACGAUGGAUCAAAACUUCGAUGAAAAAAUCAUCUUCAUGAAAGCGCUGGCCGCACCGGAGAACGAGGACACCAUGACCGGUCAGUCAGCCACCCAGAUGCCCAAAAGCUACGUCUUCAAGAAGGGCAACAUUCUGGUUCGUUUAAUCGAUACACCCGGCAUCGGCGACACCAGCGGAACGGAGCAGGACAAGAAGAAUUUCGUCAACAUCAUGCAACAUUUGUCCAAUUACGACAGUUUGCACGGCAUCUGUAUUUUGCUGAAGCCGAACAGUGCGCGCCUGACGGUCAUGUUCCAGUUCUGUAUCAAGGAACUGCUGACGCACCUGCAUCGCGAUGCCUGUCACAACAUCACCUUCGUGUUCACCAAUGCACGUGGGACUUUCUACCGUCCGGGUGAUACAAUGCCGAUUCUGAAGAAACUGAUAAAAGAUUCCAAAGGUGUCAACAUUACGCUGAACAAAGACACGGUGUACUGCGUCGACAGCGAAGCCGUACGUUUCAUGGCCGCAAUGAAGGCGGGGGUGGAAUUUGAUCAAACUGAGAAGGAUAAUUUCAUCAAGAGUUGGGAGAAGUCUGUGGAAGAGACUGAACGAUUGCUCAAGUACAUCUCCGAACGUCCACCGCAUGUUCUGCAAAAUACACUGUCUUUAAACGAAGCGCGGCGCAUGAUUCUGUCUUUUACGGAACCGUUGGCCCAGAUUACACGAAAUAUCCAGCUAAAUCUGAAACUGGCUGACGACAAAGCCGACGAGAUCAAAGCCACCAAGUACAGCCGGGAAGAACUGAAACGCAAACUGUACGUCCCAGUGCUGGAUUUGGAGCCGGUGCAACUGGGAUUCCCGCGGACGGUGUGCAUCUCGCAGAAGUGCAUUAAGAUGGUGGGGCAAAAAGUCAACUACAUCACCUGGUGUCAUGAGCACUGCUAUCUGACCGGGAUUGUGCCCAAUCAGUAUCCGCAGCCGGGAUUGAAAAGCUGCGCAGCCAUGAGUCCAACGGGCGGUCUAUCGUGUGCACAUUGCCAGUGCUCUUGGGAGAAGCAUAUGCACAUUACGUACGAACUGCAGGAAACGGAGAUCAAAGAGGUUGAUCCGAAUAUUCAGGAUCUGCUGCGCCAGAAGGACGGACAGAUCGCUGCUGUGGAGUUGUUGUUGCAUGAUUUGCAGCAGCGCAAGAUGGAUUUGACGGCGGAAGAAGAGCAGAUCCGGAAAGUGUCGGCCAAGUUCGGUUAUUUCUUGAAAAAGAACGCCAUGAUUCCAUACAACGAUGCCAUGGAAGAGUAUUUGCGCUAUUUGAUUUCGGCGGAGUAUGAGAAAAUCGCCAUCGGGGCCAGCCGUGACAAUCUGGAAAACUACCAGAAAAUGCUAAAUGCGUACCGCGAAGAGAAACGCAUCCUCGAAGAUGCUAUGCAGAAUCAGGAUGAAGAUCGCCAAAUCACCGCGAAAGACAUUAAGGACGCCAUUCGGUCACUGUACAGCUUGCCCAUCAACGGACAGACCAUUCGGGAUUUGGUGGACGUGGUGCAGGGUGCGCAUGGGCAGCAGCAGCGCCACUCGGAGAUCUUCUAUUCUCCCAAGCAUCCCAAGAACGUGAGGAAGGCCAAAAAGCGCAAUGGCAUGCAGCGUCUGAUGGAUGUCUUCGACUAUGACUACGGGGACUAUGGCCGUCACGAAGGGGAGCGCCCGUAUGGUCGCGGUGCGUUCGACUGGCAACGGAUGAUGGAGUACGAUGAGGACCGUCGCAUGGAGCAGUAUGGAGGACCAUCUGGAGUGGGACGUGUGCCGUGGAGUGGAGCGUUUGCGCUGCCGCCAGUGGUGCAUGCUCCGUUGUCGCGUGCUCCGCCUCGUCGUAUGCGAAGUCGUACGCCAUCGCCAUCACGGGAGAUGGAAGUCGAUUCGUCCAGCCGAUACGGAGUCCGGGAAUUCCUUCGCAAGUAUUUGUGGUAGAAUGUCCAGCAGUGUUUUUGUGGUAACCAUCGCAUGAUGAUCAUAACAAAGUUUGGAAAGUCGACUUUUUAGUAAUUUUUACAGAAUGGUAGCUCGCUGUAUUCUAGUGACUCGCCUGGUGGGUGGUGCCGCAUGGCACUCCAGAUCGACUUAAGUAAACCAUUUCUGCGUAACCGGACCUUUGUCAUUGAAUUUCAUUUUUUGUGUCUGCAAAUUUGAUCGCCCUGUACUUAACGUGUGUUUACUUAUCAUUUAAUCUCUCCAUUGCGUCUUGAAGUUUUGAUUGGCAUAACGACUUACAUUAAAUUUUACCGCUUUUUAGUUGUAACUAGUUGAUUUUGAAACUGCUGCCAAUUGCCGUACUUUUGUUUAAUCGAUUACUUACUCAUUAAAAACAG
Molecule: messenger RNA, 3919 nt
Organism: Paramacrobiotus metropolitanus
Lineage: Eukaryota; Metazoa; Tardigrada; Eutardigrada; Parachela; Macrobiotidae
Exons: 6
Coding region: 834-3521 (895 amino acids)
Source: RefSeq, a predicted model, not a curated record